This is a messenger RNA of Puntigrus tetrazona (Sumatra barb), 1773 nucleotides long. RefSeq lists its product as uncharacterized. The record is from RefSeq and is a predicted model, not a curated record. Gene Ontology annotation, molecular function: histone deacetylase binding; histone binding. NCBI's taxonomy places the organism in Eukaryota, Metazoa, Chordata, Actinopteri, Cypriniformes, Cyprinidae. Gene Ontology annotation, cellular component: nucleus. Bases 25 to 1389 code for a protein of 454 amino acids. The transcript is spliced from 17 exons.
AAAGGAAACUCAAAGAAAGGUGCGAUGAAAACUUCAGUCGUUGUUGAAAGUCAUCAAGCAGAGCUCAACAUGCCAUCGAAUCAAAUUAUUUGUGCACUUUGCAAAAAAUCAGACGAAACUGAAGUCACCGGGCCCCUCUCCUCCAAACACAACAUCUCCGCACAUCAAAACUGUUUGUUGUACGCAUCAGCGAUCUUCUGCACGAAUUCACCCACCUACGACGACCUGUUUGGAUUUGAUGUAGAAGAUGUGAAGAAAGAGCUGAAGAGAGGGAAAAGACUAUUUUGCCACUACUGUAAGAGAGCCGGUGCUACAGCCGGCUGUGACGUGAAGCGCUGUAAACGCUCGUACCAUUACCCCUGCGCCAUAAAGGACCGAGCCAGAGCCGCUGAAAACAGUAACGAAGGCAGUUAUAAAUUGUUCUGUGCAUUACAUGUUUCAGAAUCCAAAAAAAUAAGUCCUUUAAAAGUGUCGUCUCCUCAGAAAGCUUCUGGAUCAUCAGACCAUCCAGAAGAUUUGAAGGACAAGAGUCCACAUACAUUCCCAUAUAUGUACAGACGACGUUUGCGUGUGCCCAGGGGAACAUAUAACAGCACUCCAGACUCAAAAUCAGAUGAUGAAAGCCCAACAAGCGCUGACUGUGUAAUAGUUUCAGGGGUGUCUGAUCCGGAGAACUCUGUGCUACAAAAACAGCCCAAUCAGUCCAGUCCUGUGCCUAAAAGAAAGAGGCUGUGUGAAAAACUCAAACCAUCACCCACAGAAGCUGACGACGACACAGACGUUGAUUCGUCUCAGGAAGAGUCUCAGAGUUUGUUAUUCUCAAAACGGUACCGUAUCACAAUGCCCUGUCAAGUUAUUUUGGACUCUGGACCCUCUGUAGAAUCAGAGCACAGUCUAGAGCCUUCUUCACCUGCCAGUGCAGCUGUGUCUACCUCCCCUGAACAGAAGGAAACGGCGUCCACAAGCAGAUCUUCUCCAGCGCCCAGAGCUCCGACCACUGAGCCUGUCUCACCAACUAUUUAUUCUGUGCCUGCUGUGGAGCGUUUCAGCUGUGAUUCAGGUCGUCCCGCUGCAGCGAAGGCCUCUAAAGUGGGCACCACAGAGAAACCCAAGUCCAGUGCCAGCGUGUUUUGGACCCGAUGUAACGAGGCUGGGUGGACCAAAGAGAUCUUCUCAGAGCUCGAGUCUCAGCUGAGCAGUCUUGGAGAAAGAGUGCAGUCACAGAAAGCCAGUGACCAAGAUUAUGAUGCUGCUCUCAAAGUGUUGGAGGCAUCUGGACGUCUACCUUGCAUUAUUUCUCAGCUGGAACAAGACAUAGAGAAACAGGAACAGGACUUAAAGAGGAAAAAAGCAGCACUGAGGGAUGCCAAAGCUGUACUAGAUGUUUAAUGUAUAAAACAUGAACGUGAUGUUCUAGUUGCAACUGAAACUGACAAAACAGCCCCUGAUGAGGCUUUAGAUCAACCAACUUGCCUGAAGGGCUAGUCGAAGCUGUUACUCGUGUGCUUUCAUAAGAGAGAAAAGAAAAGUCUGUUCCCAAGUAUGGCCACUAGGUGGCAGCAGACACAUAACUGCUUUCAGAGACUCAAAACAUUCCGUCGUCUUUCGACUCUUUGUCCUUUCAACUGCGCUGUUUAGUCCAAACUUUUCCUGAACAGUUUUUACAUUUAUUUACAUUCCAUAAAUAUUACAAUACUUUUAAAAAAGUAUUUUAAAAACAUGAUUCAUAUAAUUAAUAAUCAGUCCAUGUACAUUCAGAAAUAAACAUACCAA